Messenger RNA from Phytophthora sojae, 3579 nucleotides. RefSeq lists its product as hypothetical. The transcript is spliced from 7 exons. Bases 1 to 3579 code for a protein of 1192 amino acids. Lineage: Eukaryota; Oomycota; Peronosporomycetes; Peronosporales; Peronosporaceae. The record is from RefSeq and is a predicted model, not a curated record.
AUGGCUGGAAGGAAGGAAGCACGUGAAGGUGGACGCGGAGGCGGACGCGGACGCGGUGAGGCGUCUCGUCAGUCGUGUCGAGGACAAGGGCUGCCGCCGGAGGAGCACAAGGCCCUGGACGACGUUGUCCGGGAGGCUCGGAAGGCUGGCGCGGAGAAGCGCAAGGCGGCCCUGGAAGAGAAGAAGAAGGCGUCGGCGGCCGAUCAAGAUCAAGCGGCCCCGGAAUCCUCCGUUCUGGAUGCGCACCAAGCAAAUCAGGAUGAGGCUCCGGAGGCGGACUCGACCGAGUCUGUGCCGGCCGGCACCGAAUGUGUCCCAGACCUGGUGACGGGACUGGAUCAGGGUGAGUCCGCACAGGAUGAUGAACCCGCCCGGGCGUCUGUGGGAGGCGCCGAUGAGCCGGAUGACGAAGUCGAGAUUCUGGACGAAGCCCCGACGAUCAAGCAUGAAGGCUCGCUGUCGACUGUCCAAGAAGACGGCGUACUGAAUGACGAAGCCGACACCCGGUCUGCGCCCGCGCAAUCCGGUCCGGCCGCGACCGCCCAAGCUCCCGCGCUCAAGAUGGAAGCCCAAUCCAGUCUGGCGCCCUCGGAUUCGCGAGGACCCGACGAGACCAAGGCUCAAGUGAGCGAGGCUCAGGCGAAGGUGUACGUGGCCGAACACGUGCGUCGCUGGGAGCAGCAUCGUGAACGCGCUGCCGUCCCGCUCAAGGUGGAGUACGCCUGGCCCGAGCCGGCACCCGACUUCACUGAAUGGUGGACUGCGGCGCUGGCGACGUCGAAGUACCUGUCGGACCGGAUGGCCAUGGCGAGUCAAGACGCUGCGUGGAUCGCGGAGCUUCGUCCGUGCGUUGCGCUCAUCCAGUCUCUCCUCUUCGCUGCCGGUUUCAGGUUUCACAACCUGAUCCCGAUGUGGUUCCAGUCGCAGGCGUCCAGAGUCGCACCGAGUCUGGUGAGCUCUGUGGUCGAGGACAUCCAGCAUUUCCCCGCGUUCGAGCUGAUCGAGUGGCGCGAGUUGGCAUCCUGUGUGCCCUUCAAGAUCGUACUGGGUGCGCCGGACGUCCAAGACCAGACCGAGCCGAACGUGGGAAACUCUGGAUCGACACUGUCGCAAGCUGCGCGAGCACCGAUCCUGGACUACCAUGCGGAAGACAACGACGGAGAUCUAUUGAUGUCGGAUUACGAAGCUGGACUAUUGGGUCGCGAGUUCGUCCUGCGCCUACGGGUGGCCGGCCUUCGGGGGUCACGAAGCUCGCAAGGGUCUUCCACCGGCGAACCGGAUUCCAAGCGCCCGCAGCACGGACCGCCUCGCCCGCCGUCCACCCAGUCCGUGUCGUCGAUCCCGUCCGCGCCGCCGCUGUCUUCGCUCCCGUCGUACCACGCGUCCAGCGAGUCUGAGCACGCAUCCGGUACUGGAGUGUUGGCGCAACCGGGUCCGCCAUCUCGUUCACCCUCGGAUCUUGAUUCGAGCCUGUUCGGGACGACGGCUGGAUCCAAUGAGUCGACGUUCAGUGCGGCGUCAGCAGCUCGAUCGUCCAGAGGCAGCUCGUCUUCGUCGUCGCUGUGGUCCGGACACGAUGCCGCGAGGCACAUGUCCGCGGUUGGGCAGGAGCGAUCCAGUCUGGUGCAGGCGGAGGGUCGUCGAGAUCACCCGGACAGCACUCCCUCGGUCGAGAACUUCAUCCAGUCGGCAAACGACGUCCAGGCGCGAGAGGCGAAGCCCGUCUUCGAGAUCGAAGCGCGCACCGAGUCGGUCGAGCAGGUCGACUCGAUCCGGUCGAUCAAGCCGCUCAGCGAUGUCCGUGAUACGCAGGAAGCCCUGGCCAGGAUGGAGCUGAACCAGGAGGCAUCCGCUGCCAACGCGGCCCGACUGAAUGAAGGUCUUCACAGCGCGUUCCAGGCGAUCCAAGAGCUCGCCGGACGCACCGCUACCCCUCAAGGCAGUGUGCAGACCGGAUCGAGACCGGACGCCCCAGUCCCGGAGCCUCCCAGCGUGCCCAGCACGUCUCCAAUGUCGACGAUGCAGGCGCAUGUAGUGGCGGCUGCCAUCGAGAGCGCCCGCGCCGAGGCAGGACGCCUGGAGCACGAGCGCGCUGCCGUCGAGUUCGCCGAACGCUGGAGACAACAGAAAGCGCAAGCCGAAGCCGAACGAACCCGAUGGGCCGAAGAUGUGCAACGGGGACUCAACGCUCAACUGGAUUUAUUCCAAGAGAAGGUCCACCAGAUAGAAGCUGAGCGGGAGAGGGAGCGAGAAUCUUCCCGGAACAUUCAGCGGUUUCAGGCCCACCAGUUACACAACCUUCGUGCAACACGCCAGGCAAAUCAAGUGGCUCAAGCAACAUCGGGAUCUGAUUCGGUGUCGCAUGUGAAGACAGAGACCGGGCGUGAGACAUUGCACCCAGUAUCCAGUGUGCCUAUCCAGUCUGGUCAGGCGCCCAUCCAGUCUGCGACGCCGCGUGCCGACGAGCUUCUAGCAGCCCAACUUCAGGCGACUAUCAACAGCGUUCUCAAGGCGAGAGCAACCACGGGAGCCAAGGCGCGCGCUGUUCAAGCUGCGCUGGCGAAGGACAAGCAGGAUGCUCCCGCGAAGGACGCGAAGAAGGUGCCCGUGAAGCAGGAGCCUGCCAAGAAUGCGAAGGACACCAGGUCAGGACCGCGCAAGCGUCCAUCCGGCGGGCGAAGUCGCGGAAGUGGUGACCCCUCCGGAUCCGACCCGGACUCGAGCUCUGAUGACGGCUACGACGAGGGCUACAGCUUAAGCGACUCCGACGACUCGCUCGCGAACGUGCUCACGCACUCCACGUCGGUGACGACGAAGGACGGCAAGACGGUGAUGAACUUCCGGCCGUACGAGAACUCAAACUCACUCGAAGACUUCGACGACAAGGCGUCGUACCAUGAGCGGACACGAUGGUGGGAGCGAUUCCUCACCUUGACCGUUCAGGGUGGUUGGACGGACAGCAUGAAGGUGUACGAGUUACGCCUGAAGCUUCCUACAUCCGCUCGCCACUGGCGUGCACAAUUGCCGAGGCAUGUACGAGACGACUGGACCCAGCUAUACCAUGCGUUCAAGCGCAAGUACUGCCGGUCCAGGAUGUCCAACUCGGAGAGGUACUACACGAUCGAGCAAGGACGGACUGAAUCGGCGCUUGACUUCUUCUACCGACUGAAUGCGGCCGCCUGCAAGGCGAAUGUGGAGUUCAGGAAGUCAUCUAGGACGCGUGAGAUGCACAUCAAGCGUUUUAUCCGGAAGCUGACCGAGUCGAAGCUUCGAUCCAGUCUGAAGAGCCAGCGUCUGCACAGCAUCGACGACCUGGAGUUCAUUCUGCGUCAAUACGAAGACGAUCACCAGGACAGCGGACGUGAGAACUCGGCAUCCAGACCACACGACUUCCGCGCGGGCAACGUGCAUCGAGACCGCGAACGCGAGCGAUUCAGACCGAAGGGUCCUGGUCGCGCUUACGUCGUUCAGAGCGAGGAUGAAUCAGACGAAGAGGAUCGUCAUGUGCGUUUCCAAGACGAGGUGGAUGAACACCGAGUCGAGGUCGCACCAAAGCACGACUCGGUCCCUCCUGCCUAG